Molecule: messenger RNA, 1521 nt
Organism: Acytostelium subglobosum LB1
Lineage: Eukaryota; Evosea; Eumycetozoa; Acytosteliales; Acytosteliaceae
Exons: 4
Coding region: 1-1521 (506 amino acids)
Biological process (GO): potassium ion transmembrane transport
Cellular component (GO): plasma membrane
Molecular function (GO): small conductance calcium-activated potassium channel activity; calmodulin binding
Source: RefSeq, a predicted model, not a curated record
AUGAACAGAAGAAAGCUGCUUAGCCAUAUAAAGCGGCCUGAAGAGAAUGACUUUACUAUUCUGCCGUCGGCGACGUUUGCCAUCACAACGAUAAGGAGUGAGAUUGAAUCACAAAAGAUUGAUAAGGUACUGCGUAAUCGAUACCUGUACAUAUUCAUCAAUGGUGUCAUUGGCAUUGCUUUGAUGAUUGUCGAACUCCAAGUAUCAUGGAACUCUGAGAAGAAGAUCCUUGUCUUGGACACUUCAUCAAAGUGGUUCAGAGGUAUCAUAUUCUUCUCUUCAAUUCUAUUAUUAUGCCAACUUAUGGACUAUUAUCGUUUACUACUAUCUAAUGUCACUCAUGGAUGGCUUACAAAGCGUGCUCGUGGCUUUAGGGUCACUCCAUUGAAUGUACUCAGAUCGACACAGAUGGCGCCACUCUUCUGGACCGAGGUAUUGAUCACUAUUCUACAACCCAUUCCAUUCGCGUCUGGACAAGUCCAACUAUGGAAUGAUCCCAAGUGGGGCCUACUCAUGUGGUUGCGUAUCUACAUGUUUGGCAGAGUCUUCCGUGACUUCUCCCAUGUCUACAAGAUCCGUCACAGCAUCGUUGCCAAGUAUCGCGAGAAGAAUGAAGUGCCACCCAAGUUCAACUGGGCACUCAGCAUGAAGACAAUGCUUUAUCAAAGACCUUUGGCCACAUUCAUUCCAAUCACUUUGUUGAUCAUCUUCAUUUGCUCACACAUCAUCUAUGUGUUUGAACGUGAGGCUGUACACAGUCCACCAUUCACCUACGCUGCCUCCCUCUACGUCUCAUUCCUCAGCAUGUUCACCGGUUGGCCAACCGACACCUACGAUGUCUACAACCCCUCAACCUUCUUUGGAAGAUUCGGUGCAAUCAUGUCAUCAAUCCUUGGUCUAUUCAUGCUAGCAUGUUUGAUUGAACAAUUCAGUCAUCUGACACAUCCAACAGCACAUCAGAAGCCAAUCAUGAACUAUAUCUUUAUGUUGGAGGUGCAGGAACAGGAGCGUAACUCUGCCGCCAAGCUGAUUCAGGUGGUCUGGCGCAGACAUCGCUGGCAGAAUGACAACAGCUUUGCAGAGAGUCGUGAGGUGUUCAACUCACAGGAAGCCCUCUUCUCUGUCAAGUACAUCGAAGCCGUCAAGGCAUUUGGUCGCACCAGACGCUACCGCAAGCAGAUUCAGAAUCAGGUGGCGGAGAGCAACCCCAAUGCCGAUGCGGCCGCCGUCGCCGCCGAAGAGACCAAGACCAACGCCGGCCUCGUCAAGAAGAUCGAGGAGGAGCGUCAGGCGCGCAAGUUGGUCGAAGAGCGCAUCACCACCAUGGAGAGCAAUCAGAUAUUGAUCAUCAAUCAAUUGAAUGCAUUGCUCAUGGCGCAGGGUCAGCAUCCCGUGCAGCCACCAUCUCCCCCAAUCCACAACAUAUCACAACAAAUCAAUAUUGAUAUCAACAACAACAACAACAACAACAUCAGUGGCGGCGGCAGUAGCAGCAGCAGUGGCAAUGGUGAUCAUCUGUGA